AUGCAACUAUCAUUCUCCAUCGACAUCAGCAACAAGGAAGCAGGAGUAAAUGCACUCGAUGCCAACGAACUCUUCACAUUCACUUCCAUGCAUGCCGUUCACGCCGUUCCCGAGGAAGUCGUCAACGGUACCGAGCCUACGGGUGGCAUCGCUGGCGCUUCCGGAACAUUCAACUUCGGAAUCAACAGCGCAGCCAACAUGAUCUGUUACAACAUCACCCUGCACAACUUCCAGGGCAAGUUUGACUCCCCAGCCACAACUGCAACCCACAUCCACGAGGCUGCGCGCGGCGCAAGCGGACCACCCAGAAUCGCAUUCCCCAACCCGGAACCGGUCAAUGGAGAUGUGGCAGUGCGAAACAGCGCAGGAUGCCUGAAGGGGCCCUUUACUACUGGCGUCAUGGUCGAGGGCAAGGAUUCAGGCGAGGGCUUCCACGUGAGCAUGAUUGAGGCGAACCCUGCUGCAUUCAUGGCAGACACUCAUUCCAGUUUGGCGCUGCCUGGUGCGGUCCGUGGCCAACUGGCUUAA
Messenger RNA from Bipolaris maydis ATCC 48331, 528 nucleotides. Its product is annotated as chrd superfamily protein. Lineage: Eukaryota; Fungi; Ascomycota; Dothideomycetes; Pleosporales; Pleosporaceae. The record is from RefSeq and is a predicted model, not a curated record.